Molecule: messenger RNA, 1269 nt
Organism: Tribolium madens (black flour beetle)
Lineage: Eukaryota; Metazoa; Arthropoda; Insecta; Coleoptera; Tenebrionidae
Product: glutamate receptor 1-like
Exons: 8
Coding region: 1-1269 (422 amino acids)
Cellular component (GO): membrane
Molecular function (GO): glutamate-gated receptor activity
Source: RefSeq, a predicted model, not a curated record
AUGGCAAAAGUUAGACAUGUUAGUUUUUAUCAGGCGACAACUAAAGUAAAUGUCCUGAAAAAGUGGUCUAAUAAUGACUACUUGGUGCUAGAUUUGCAAAAGUCCUGGGAAAAUUAUGGAAAUUGGUCGUCAGAAACCGGUUUGUAUGAGAAUUAUCGAAACAGACCGAAGUCUCAAAGACGCGCCAAUUUGAAAGGGGCCAAUUUAGUUGUCGGUCUUGUGGCAUUCGAAAACGACACUUUGAAUCAUUUGACCGAUUACAUGUAUCCAGGAGUCGAUACUUUCACCAAACAAGACUUCGAACCCAUGAUGUGUGUUUUGAAACACAUGAAUGUAAACUACUCGUUUUUGAUUGUUGACAAUUACGGGUAUGUGGAUGAGAAAACGGGGCUUUUCAGUGGAUUGGUGCGAGAAGUUCAAACUGGAAGAGCUGACAUUUCAGCCGGCUCAAUUUUCUUUACAAAAGAACGUUACGAAGCUGUUGACUUAAUCAAACAAGGRAACCCUCAUCCAAUUAGAUUUGUAGUAAAAAAACCCUCAACUUCUUACAUCAAAAAUAUUUUUCUUAUAACUCUCAAUUUUAAUGUUUGGAUUGCUUCGACUGUGAUUCUAGCCGUUUUCGCGUUUGUUGUUCACGUGAUUCUUAAUUGGGAAGUGAAAAAUAAGAAGGUGAAAGUCAAGCAAAAUAAGUACAGUGUGAGCGACGUGACGCUUAUUGCCCUAGAAGCAGUGUGUCAACAAGGAACUACAACCGAGCCCCAAAGUUUGGCCGGCAGGAUCCUUAGCUUGAUCCUKUUYGGAGCUUUCAUGUUUAUUUAUGUGUCCUACAGUGCAAAUAUUGUGGUUUUAUUACAGUCCACGACAAAAAUUAAUGACAUACAAGAACUGUUAGASAGUCGAAUAGAAGCGGGUGGCUGUCAGAUUCAUUACAUGAAAAAUUAUUUCGAGGGGGUAAAAAAAGGCCCUCUAAGGCAGCUAUACUUGAAUAAAAUCUAUCCUAACCAGUAUUUUCCGCUAGAAGUCGGUAUGAAAAAAGUCCAUCAAGGGAAUUUUGCCUUCCAUGUGUCCCUACAAUCGGCCUAUGACUACAUUUUGCACUAUUUUACAAAUUACGAAAUUUGUGGAUUACAGGAAUUGCCGGGAUAUAUCGAGGAGAAUCUAGGUUACAUAGCCGUACCAAAACUGUCUCCCUACAAAGAUCUAUUUAAAGUCGUGUACGAGUCGUGUUUCAGUUUUUACCCAGAUACAGUUUUGCUUUCAGGAUAUUAA